Thyridium curvatum is the source of this 543-nucleotide messenger RNA. RefSeq lists its product as uncharacterized. Gene Ontology annotation, cellular component: transcription factor TFIIH core complex; transcription factor TFIIH holo complex. The coding region runs from base 1 to 543 and encodes 180 amino acids. The record is from RefSeq and is a predicted model, not a curated record. Gene Ontology annotation, biological process: nucleotide-excision repair; transcription initiation at RNA polymerase II promoter; nucleotide-excision repair, preincision complex assembly. Lineage: Eukaryota; Fungi; Ascomycota; Sordariomycetes; Thyridiales; Thyridiaceae. The transcript is spliced from 3 exons.
AUGGUCACGGCUGUUAGAGGCACCCUGAUCCAGGUCGACCCGCCCAUCAAGGCCAUCAUCGUCAAGAUCGACGCCGAGGAGAACCAUGCUUUUAUCAUCGAGGACCUGGACGACAACACCUUGUUCGUCAAGGAGAGCGCGCUGCCCAGGCUCAAGCAGCUGCUCGAACAGGGGUCAGUUCCGAUUUCUGGUGCACCUGGGCCCGGCCCGUCUCCCGGGCCGCCUACGUUGUGGGAAGUGAAGACCAUCAGCCAAGCGCAAGCGCCAGACGAGGUACCAAACGAGGCGCCAGAUGAGGCACUAGAUGAGGCAUCAGAGCAGGCACUAAACGAGGAACUUGGUGAGGCUAUAGAUUUGAUGGCAGACGACCUCCUGGAUGACAUACACGGCCUCAUGGAUUCGAUCGCAGAGAAGAUGGCAACCAUGGAUGACAUGGCGGAUCAGGUCCCGGACUGGCUUCUAGAUGACCAGGUCUGGAAGCCUUUACAGUUUGUCAAACGUCGGCUUGAGGAUAUUAAGAGAACGCUCGGGAUUAUGCCCUGA